Volvox carteri f. nagariensis is the source of this 3830-nucleotide messenger RNA. RefSeq lists its product as uncharacterized. Gene Ontology annotation, biological process: regulation of DNA-templated transcription. The transcript is spliced from 23 exons. Gene Ontology annotation, molecular function: RNA binding. NCBI's taxonomy places the organism in Eukaryota, Viridiplantae, Chlorophyta, Chlorophyceae, Chlamydomonadales, Volvocaceae. The annotation marks the transcript as partial. The record is from RefSeq and is a predicted model, not a curated record.
UAAUAUAGACGUAUAUUUGCUGCCAGCUUCCCUAUCGCCAACGAGGCCCAUUAAAAGCAUAUUUGUGGAGAAUGAGCCGAAAGGUUCGCUGGGGAGAUACGCUAGAUGACGAGGACUUGCUGCCUCCGACAAUUACAAAAGGUCCAGACGACAACGGAAUUAAGACUGUGAUUGAGUAUUACAAAAAUGACAAGGGCGAUGCUUUCAAGAAGACGACCAAGUUUAAGGUGGUGACGGUGGAGAAGAAAGUGUACAAGGUAACCGAGGAACGGCGAAAGUGGCCCCGGUUUGGGUUGGCAGCACGGGAGACGCCACAGGAUUCGGUCACAGUCCAAGCGGUGGAGGAGAUCACCUUCGAGCGCGUGCGGCAGAUCAAAGCAACCACGCAGGAGAAGAAAGCGACGGAUAUUCAGCAAGUUCUGGCGUCAGCUGACAAGACAGUCAUCUCCGGCAGUCUCAAGGAGAUUCUGUACAAGAAGCGCAUGGAGCGUGAGCUGCUACGUGUGAAGGGAAUGAUGAAGGAGGCGGAGAAACCACCGGAGGAGGACGGCAAGCCCAGCGGUCCGGGCCUGGGCGGACCGAAGCCUGGGAGCUACGUACCGCCAAACGUCCGCAACCGAGGCCCCGGGGACGGCGAGAGCAUGCAAAGGAAGCGCGAGGACAACUCUAUCAGGGUCACGAACCUGUCAGAGGAUGUGACAGAAGGCGACUUGCAGGAGCUGUUCCGGCCUUUCGGGGCUGUAUCUCGCAUCUUCCUUGCUGUCGACAAACUCACCGGAGAGAACAGGGGCUUUGCAUUCGUCAACUACGUGCAUAGCGUUCCCGGUGGGAUACCGGACGAUGAGAACGUUUUUGUAGUCCGGUUGACCGGGGAAGUGUUCACUGAUUACGAUGCGUAUUUGGAGCAGCUUGCGCACUACAGGGCGGCCAAAUGGACCUGUUCUGUCACAGGACGGGGCGGGCUCACUUUUGAGCAGGCAUUGCUGUCAGAGCAGGAGGCCAACCAGUUGCUUCAGCAGUGGUCUCCCGUGGAAGGCAGGCGGCAGGCGGCCAUACGUGGCAUGGACGCCAUGGCCGCAGCCAUGCUGGACGACAGUCCCCCUAGCGGCAAAGGUGGAGCCCCUGUGCGCGCCAAGAAGAAAAAGGCACCCGCCAAGUCAUACGAGGAGGAGGAGCGGGCUAAACCCGGCACCACCAAGCACGCGGCGCUGCAGGUGCUGAAGAACUGCUGCCCCUAUGAGGGCCUUACGGUGGAGCAGGUCAUUAAGCUGUCUAUGGACCAGGGCAUUAAGACGGACUGGCCGCCAGGGGGAAAGCGGAACCUGUACCACGUGAUGCACACCGACUCGGCCUUCCUGCGGGUCAGUCGCAACACUUACGUGCUCGCCUCGCUCUAUCCGGACCGGGAUGAGUGGAUUGAGGAGGUGAAGGACAAGACCGAGGGCCGCGUCAAGAAGCCCACUAAGAAGGAGCUGGAGGCAGGACUGGGCUUGCUGGACGGGGGCGAAUCCGAGCCCCUGGCGAUGGUGCCCGUCUCCGCGCCUAUUGGCGUUGCGGCCGGUCCUAGCCACGAGGACUUGCUGGUGGUGCAGCGCCUGGAGUUGCACCUGCAGCACACCCAGAACAACAUCGCCGCGUGCCGCAGCGGUGUGGAGAUGACGCAGGCGCUUGCGGCUGCUGCCCGUAGCCGCGUAGCCGAGGCGGAAGCUGCUCAACAGCGGCUGCUGGCGGCGCACCCGCAGAUUGCGGCCUUACAGCCCGAGAUGGUGGCGGCGGCGGCGGCGGCUGUGGAUGCGGAGCAGCGCCAAUUGGCGGGUGUGCUUGGGGAGGCAGACCGCGCACAGAGGGCGCUGGAGGCAGCGGUGCGGGCGGCGGAGGAGGCGGAGAAGGCGCUGCUCAGGGAGCGCAUCCGGCGGCCAGGGAUGGACGGCGGCCGGGCGGAACGUGCGCAGGCGCGUAUGGCGGACCGUGACGAGAAGGAGAGGCGGCGGCUGGAGACGGCGGUCGUAGCUCGGCGCUUCCCAGUGGACGACUCAGAGCUGCUGGCGGAUGCGGUCGCGAGGGCAGCGGAACGGGGAGAGGCGACCCCCACCAACGACAUAUACCUGACAGAGCCCUUCCAGGACGAGGAGGGUCGUCGACUCGCCGACUCGCUCUAUCUGGCUGACCUCAUGUUCCAACUGGGCGGGGAGCUGGGAUUGCGUGUCGUACGAUACGCCCACAUCAUCGCUUCUAAGGAGUACGCGGAGGAGGCUGCUGCGGCCGCCGCCGCCGCCGCUGAAGCUGCCGCCGCCGCCGCGGCAGAGGCGUCUGCGAUCGCCUCCGGCGCCAUGCCGCCGCCACGCAAGGACAAGAAAAGCAAGAAGGCUGGCGGCGCCGCGGCCGCUGCCGCCGCAGCUGCGGCAGCAGCAGCCGCAGCUGCAGCCGCGGCCGCGGCAGUGGCGGAGGCCAACGGCAGCACAGGCGACCCCACGCUGCUGGCAGACUUGUACGUGCAGCUGCUGAAGAACUUGCUGGUUGACGUGUGGGAGGGUAGUGCCAUGACGCGGUGGGAGCGGCGCUGGCUGGAGGUGCUCGACGAGGGCACGUGGGCGGAGGUGCUGCGGAGGUAUGCCAUCGUGCGGGCAGGCUCCGCGAACAGGGAGCCGCUCAGCCCUGCCGCCAUCUCGGCGCUGAGCUCUCUGGGCGGUGACGACCCGGAGGCCCUUGCUGGCGGAGAGCACGUUGCCCUGUUGCUGAUGCUGAGUGAGGACCUCAUGGAGAUGGAGCGAAUGAGGAACUGGAUGCAGCGGAGGCUGGACUACAGCACCAGCGUGGCAGCGGGUCUGCGAGCGGAUAUUGCGGAAGACCGUAAGAAGCUUCGGGAGCUAGCGGGAGCGGAGAAGGAGGCCAAGAAGCGCAAGCGUGACGGGCCGGACGAGGCAGCUGCAGCUCGUGCUGGUGCGGCUGGUGGCGCCGCUGCCGCAAGUGCGCAAGCAACGGCGGCGGCGGCAGCCACCCCGGCUGCGGGUGCUGGAGGCAGCGGCGGCAAGCGUAUCAAGCUAUCGGGCGCCGCUGCGGCAGCGGCGGCAGCUCACGUCGCUGCGGCUGCUGCUGCUGGCGCAGGCGGUGAGGACGGCGGUGGUGAGGAGGAUGAGGAGGAUCCCCCAGAGCCCAGCUGGGAGCUUCCUGAGGAUUUGCGGGAGUUCACAGGGGACCCCACAGACCGGAGGGCGGUGGCCAGCUUCAGGGCCAGGUUACAGGCCGCGAAGCAGCGCAUUGAGAGGUCCCGGGCACAAUGGCAUGCGGAUCAGAAGCGGCGCAACAAGGAGCGGGACGUGCGGCGGAGGCACUUAGAGCCCGUGGAGCAGCGGGUGGCCAGGGAGAAGCGGGAAGCGGAGGAGGUGCUCAUCGCGCGCUACUGGUGGGGGCUGGCGGGCCUCAAGUCGUUGCUGCUGGUGGAGCACAGCGAGGGCGUGUGGAGCGCGAUUUCCAGCCCGGAGCAGCUGGAAUCGCUGAUCUACAGCUUGGACCCGAGGGGUAUUCGGGAGGCCGAGCUGCGCAAGGCGCUGGAGCGAAUACAGCCCGCCGUCCUGGCUGCCAUGGCCAAAGUGCGUGGCUUGGUGGAGAGCGGCGAAGCGGAGGUGGCUGCCGCCAGUCCGUACCGCGGUGCCAGCAUGCGGCAGCUAGUUGAGAGCAUAGCGUCCAUGACGGCGGCGGCGGAGACAGAGGACGUGCCGGGGCCGCCGCGGGGCUGGCGGGAUUGGCGGGAACGGUUUGUGGCAGUGGCGGAGACUGGCGAAGUGGACGCGGAAUGGGAGGCGGAGGACGCGGCGGCGGGGGAGGCACAG